This is a messenger RNA of Nelumbo nucifera (sacred lotus), 1951 nucleotides long. RefSeq lists its product as uncharacterized. Lineage: Eukaryota; Viridiplantae; Streptophyta; Magnoliopsida; Proteales; Nelumbonaceae. The record is from RefSeq and is a predicted model, not a curated record.
GAAAACGAAGCCCGUUUCCGACAGAAGCUCCGUUACGUAUAAAAUUAACCAUUCAAAGAGAAGAAGCCCCACCAACGCCGAACGACCAAAGUCGUCAGUCCAUCCCGUCAGAGCUGGAUUGAUUGCAGAGCGAAGAUUCGGUGUAUUCUCAGUUCUCCCUCUCAUUGUUUAUAGUUGCGACUCCGGACGGAUUUCCGCCAUGGAAGGUCUCUUCAAUACGUCCGAGUCCCUGCGAGUGAACUGAUACACGUGAAUACGACUGAAAACCGGCCAUGGCGUCGCUCUCCCGCUCUUUUUCCACUACUUCCGAAAUCUGAAAUCGUGUGUUCUGCAUUGCAGCCACGCCGUUAAUAAGGUCGAGUUCACUUCUACGGCCACCGAAUGCAUCGAUUUCGUGAAAUGAUCAGUUCCGAACUCAAAGAGUAAAGAUGGUUAUACUUGAAUUUCGGAAUGGAAAUUCGUUGUUGCGAGUCCGAUAGACUAUUUGGUCUCCUAUUACCGUUUUAAUCAUAUAACUAGAACUAUUGAAUUUCUGAAGAUAUUGAUGAAGAUGGAGGUCUCUUGUGAGCAUUCUUGUAAAAUUGAUUCAGAGUUGUUGAAUGAUGGAAGCUCUGAAGUAUCACAUUUGCAGAGCAUUGAGCUGGAAUCAACGGAUACUGGUAUCCGUAGGAGCCUUGGCUCAGAUCAACAGUUUCAUUCCAUGGGUGCACUGGAGAUCUUGAGGGAAACUGUUAGGAUCCUUCGUUACAAUUCCCCAGGUUUCAUGAUGAUUGCAGCAGUGCUCAUUUGCCCCGUCUCUGCUGUAGUCCUCUCUAAUGUUUUAGUUGAUCAUUCUAUUUUAAAGAGACUGAGUACUAGACUUUUGUUAGUUGCGAAGUCAAGUGGACUGCCGUUGGACCCCUCUAUUAAACAGUCAUGCCAACGUUUAUCAAAUAUGGCUCUCUCUGCCGCUUUCUGCUUCCCUUUCUACAUCACGCUCUUGCUAUUAUCCAAAUCUGCCAUUGUGUACUCUGUAGAUUGCACAUACUCCAGAAAGAAAUUCAAUAUAUCCAAGUUCUUUGCAUUCAUUGUCAAGAUCUGGAAACGUCCGGUUUCAACAUAUGUAUGGGCAUGCAUGGUUAUUGUGGGUUGUCUAGCCCUGUUUCUUCUUCUUAUGGUUGCUAUUUGCAACAUGUUCUUUAUGGCAGGUUUUCCAUCUACCUUACUUAUCUAUCCAGCUAUUAUGGUGGGAUUAGUAUUCUCCAUUCUUUUUGCCAAUGCUAUUAUCAUCUGCAAUCUUGCAAUCGUAAUUUCUGUUUUGGAGGAUGUGUCAGGCCCACAGGCUUUGCUUAGAUCAAGUGUCCUAAUUCAGGGCCAGACCCAAGUCGGUCUUAUGAUCUUUCUUGGAUCAACAAUGGGAAUGGCCUUUGUGGAGGGGUUGUAUGAGCAUCGAGUGAAGACCCUAAGUUAUGGAGAUGGAUCUUCCAGGAUAUGGGAAGGUCCUCUUCUGGUGAUUAUGUAUUCAUUUGUGGUGCUUAUGGAUUCUAUGAUGAAUGCAGUGUUCUACUUCACUUGUAGAUCUUCUAGUAUUGAAGCCUUGGAGGGAGAGCAUCACACCCCAUUGGAAGUUAUGGAUGUUCCCUCUGGAUCAGCUGAUAUUCAAUGACAGAUCCAUACACAAUUAAUUCUAUCUCAACCUCUUUUUUCUUAAUGAGAAAGGUGGAUUUUUGACUAUUAGUCAUCAGAGGCUCUUAGAUUAUCAUUCAAUUACUCGUUGGCAUGUAUUUUUAAUGCUGUUGCUUCAGUUUUCUGAAAACAGAAACAUCCAAAGGCCUUAUUACUGCAAUGGUGUUGAUCAUAUGGAAGGAAUUUUGGACACAAUUAAUAUCACUUUUUUGUAUACAAUGUAUUUCUUUUCUUGCCAGCUAUCAAAACAAUACAAGGUUACUUCAAAUUGUUUCGUAAAGGUUCA